Molecule: messenger RNA, 4911 nt
Organism: Lepisosteus oculatus (spotted gar)
Lineage: Eukaryota; Metazoa; Chordata; Actinopteri; Semionotiformes; Lepisosteidae
Gene: pex6
Product: peroxisomal biogenesis factor 6
Biological process (GO): protein import into peroxisome matrix
Cellular component (GO): cytosol; peroxisomal membrane
Molecular function (GO): ATP hydrolysis activity; ATP binding
Source: RefSeq, a predicted model, not a curated record
UUCAUAUUUCAAGAAAUAUGACUAACAAUCUAUCAGGUGAAACACAAAUGUUGAAGUUGAAACGCGAAUAUCGAUUAAAGAGCACUGAUAUUCUAUGCAUAUACUAUUAACUGUGCGCCACAAUACAUCUUAAUUUAUUAAAAGUACUGUAAAAUCGUCCACAGUGAUUGAUUUUUCAGUCCAGCAUAAUUGCGUCCCUAAAUAUUUGUAUUUUCGUCGCAAUCCGUAAGUAACGACUUUGAAAUACUGUAUUUUGUUGUGUGAUGCCCUCUGAUGGUUGAAGCGAAGAAAGACAAAAGGUUCGACAGCUCGUCUCUCUGCUUGAUUUCCUGAUUUCAUCAGUUCGUGCUGCAUUCGACAAUAUGGCAGCGCAGGCAGAGUUGUUUUGCUUGGAUACGUUUCCGUCUCAUUAUAAUCAAUUGCAUGUCCUGCUUGCAAAAUCACAGUUCAAUCAGAUAUUUCCAGGUAGAAAUGAAUUACCAUGUGUGCUGCUUUGUGCGCGGAGGCGGCAGUCUCCUCCGAGAGCUGACAUGUUUCUGUGUGCCCAUGUCACGACAGAGGAAGACAUUCCGGAGUUUGCUACCUUCGUGAACAGCGAUACACUGCUAAAACUUUACACAAGCAGACUGUUUUUUCGGCAUUACGGGUUUCAGCCUGGUGCAAAAGUGUCGGUGCGUUUGGCGUCUCCAAUAGGCCUGAGUAAAAUAGUGGUUGGCGCAAAAAGCAGACAGAGCUUUAAAUGGGCAAAUUCCGAUAAGUUCUCGAAUGGACUUCUCAUACUCGCCUCCUGUCAGAAACAAAACGUUUUGGCGAGGCAGGGUGACGUGUUGUUAGUGCCUUACCACCCACUUUUUGGCGACGAUAUCGCCCAGGUUAAUCAGUAUUUUUUAGACCUGGUUGUCCUGGAGUGUACACCUGUUACGCAGGGAGUCAUAACAGUUAACACGACUGUGGUGGUCACAGACUGCAGAGACUUGGCGCAGAAUCACGGCCCUUUAGAGGGCUCAAGCCAGGCGUCGACGACUAGACUUUUAACAUCCCUGUAUGCUUCUGAUUUUGCACACUACGCUAAUAGCUUCUCUGGGGGGCGUUCGCUGUUAGAAAAGAAGAAAGUCAUUAAGUCAGACUUCUCUGAUUUUCUGCAAGCAUUGGAAUGCAGAUUUGACGUCAGAGUAAUGGAUGUGUCCAGCCUGCUGAAGCAAGGGAGGAUUAAAAUAAAAGAUAAGGCAGAUUUGGGGACCAACGUGGAUGCUUCUAUUUUUGUGAGCAAACACUCACUCCUUAAACUGGGUCUGUUCAACCACGAAUGGGUUGUUGUGUCCACGUUAAGCCUCUCUUCGGACAAAAUGAGGGUUUCGGUUAGGAGUGACUGUCCUGAGAAACCCGAGGACCAUGCCUGCAGUAAAGACGCCGUGACACACAGAGGUGGGCACCUCGCUGCAGUUGUUGUUGCUGAAUUCACCAGAUCUCAAGACCUGGAGUUUCACGAAAACGUGGGCUUCGUCUCGCCCUCUCUGUGGUUUAACUUAUCUGGUGGGGCCCCAAUGCCCAUCGCCAGCAGAGUUGUCAAGAUAAAGAGAUGCUAUGAGCAGGUUUCCCAACAAGAGAGACAGCUGAAAGACAGCAGGUCCUCCACAGCAUCUUUACCCUUUGCCAGAGAACUGCACAUUGACGCCAUCAUUUCACCUGACUACAGCUCCAAAGGCAGUAUUGAUAGUGUUCUCUAUGCACACUUUAGCACACCCAGGCUGGUGCAAUUAGGGGAUGUUUUGAGCAUUCCUACUGAAGGACAUGCAGCAUUCCUAGAGAGUCACACUGAAGGAUUUACAAGUUGGCCAGUAUUGUAUUUCAGGGUGAAGAAGGUUUGUGGCACUACUACAGAGAAUGGAGAGAUGAGCCCUUUUGGUUAUCUGGCUGAUACAGAACACACAUCCUUGUACUUGGCAGGAAAUAUAAACAGUUUCGUUCCCUGUUCCCCUGGGGGUGAUGGGCCUUCGUUCUGGACCAGCCUGUGUCCCCCAGGGCUCUCGCACACAGUGGAGCAAAUUGUCAGCACCAUCCAGCCUCAUGUCACCGAAGGCGCCGCAGUGCUGGGGAGUGCUUGCACGCUCCUAGUGCACGGUCCGUGUGGCAGCGGGAAGGUCACAACUGUCAGAGCAGCGUGCGCCAGACUGAACCUACACUUCCUCAAGGUGGACUGUGUGGGCCUCUGCGGGGAGACGGCCGCCGCCGGCGAGGCCAAGCUGCAGGGGGCGUUCUCCCGGGCGGAGCUGCACCAGCCCUGUGCCCUCCUGCUGAGGAACGUGCAGUGGGUGGGCAAGCAGCGCGAGGGCUCCGCGGAGGACGCCAGGGCUGGCCGCGCCCUCCGGCGUCUCAUCGCUGGCCUCGCCGCCCCCGCCAGCGGCAACAUUGUGGUCAUCGGCACAGUUCGCAGCCCACGGGAGCUGUCCCUUGAUGUGAUGAUGGCAUUUGUCCACCAGGUGGCAGUGGAAAGCCCUACAGAAGAGCAGAGGAAGGCUAUGCUGACCAGUCUGUCUGCAGGACAGCCUCUGGGGAAAGAUGUUAACCUGGGCAAGAUUGCUAAACAGACAGCGGGCUUUCUUCUGGGUGAUCUGUGCACACUACUUGGUUGUGCUGGCAAGUCAGCCUACAGAAGGAUCCUAAAGACCUGUUUCCCAGGCGGGCUUAGUCUGCAUGAAGAGGAGGAUCUGCGUGCCUCUGGAGUGUGUAUCCUGGCUGAGGACUUUGCCAGCGCUCUGGAUGAGCUACAGAAGGCUCACUCUCGUUCCGUUGGAGCACCCAAGAUUCCCUCAGUGAAGUGGCAGGAUAUAGGCGGCCUACAGCACGUGAAGAGGGAGAUACUGGAUACCAUCCAGCUGCCACUGGAGCACCCCGAGCUGGUCUCCCUGGGCCUGAGACGCUCGGGUGUGCUGCUGUAUGGGCCUCCUGGCACUGGGAAGACGCUGCUCGCCAAAGCUGUGGCGACUGAGUGCUCCUUGACCUUUCUGAGCGUGAAGGGGCCGGAGCUGAUCAACAUGUAUGUGGGCCAAAGUGAGGAAAAUGUUCGGGAGGUCUUUUCGAAAGCCCGGGCUGCAGCUCCCUGUGUGGUGUUUUUUGACGAGCUGGACUCGUUGGCUCCUAACAGAGGCCGGAGUGGGGACUCGGGAGGGGUCAUGGACCGGGUGGUGUCUCAGCUUUUAGCAGAGCUGGAUGGGCUACACUCCUCGGGAGACGUGUUUGUAAUUGGAGCAACUAACCGACCUGACCUGCUUGACCCAUCUCUGCUCCGGCCUGGCAGGUUUGAUAAACUGGUAUAUGUAGGAAUUAACGAAGAUAAAGAGUCUCAGCUACAAGUCCUUAAGGCCAUCCUCAGAAAGUUCAAGCUGGAUCCGAAUGUCAGCCUCCUGGAUAUCGCGGAGCGGUGCCCUCCUCAGCUCACGGGAGCGGACUUGUACGCGCUGUGCUCCGAUGCCAUGACAUCGGCCAUCAAGCGGAAGAUCAGUAGGAUUGAUGAAGGUCUGGACACCGAAAAUUCAGAUCUUCUACUGACACUGGAGGACUUUCGCCAUGCCCUACAGAACCUACAGCCAUCUGUAUCUGAUCAAGAGCUGCUGAAAUACAAGCUCAUCCAACAGAAAUUCACAGCAAAGUAACACCACCCACGUCGGUUCAGGUUUUUGAAAAAAUGUCCCUUUUAAAAGAUGGCAUACCUCUGGCCAAAUCUACAUCCUUUCUUAUGCACUAUAUUCGCAGAAGGCAGGCUAUCUACCAAAGCUUACUCUUCUAGACCACAAGACUCUUAAUGUUUUUCUCCCUCUUCCAUCUUUUUUUAAGGUUUCCGUAUUAAUGGAAUGGAAAAAAACAAACUAGUUUCCAUUAGUCACUGUCAGUCACUUCUGUUUUCUCUUUUAAAAUAUUAUGCGCAUUACAAGCAAAAAAAAUUCACACGCAUAGAAUACAACAAAACUGCACUUUGUUUACUUCAUAGAGGAAAAAAAAAGUUGGGCUUUGAUAUUCACUGCCGAUUACUGUAGCCUAGGUGCAAGUGCAUUUUUUUUAAAGAUAACAAUGUGGAGUUACAAUAAAUGAAAAAAAAACCUAUAUCUGUAAUAACAUUUUCACCAGAAGUAUAAAAACAGAUUAUAACAUUAAUAGCAGAUAAAGAUUCAAAUUGGAUACGCCUCUAACACGCUAAUGGCUUAAUAUAAUUAGGUCUAGUUUUUUACACUGUCUUUAAUGUCUUUCACCUUGAAAGUUUUUUUUUUCUUUGACAUGGAGAUCUCCAGACAGAAUGCUUACCUCAAGAGAGGCAACAUUCGGUUUGCUUUUAAGCUAAAACAGUGGCUCUUUAAUAUAGAAGAAACGUUUUGGCACCUCAGAUGAGCAACUAUUUACUAAAAGCAGAAACAACCGCUCAGAAAUAAAGUAGUAAAAGCAAAAUAAAUACUAAGAUGCCAGUCUGUGUGCAAUCCACUACUUUUCUAAAGCCACUUGGCCUUUGUAUGACUUUUGUCCCCCCCCAGUGUCAUUAAACUCAGCUGGAAGAUGAAAGAUGAAGGCAGCAAAAAGCUGCAUAACAGGUAUUCCAGGAAGUGCAGAAAUCGAAUUAAGGUUUCUGCAUGGGCACCAGAGAUCCGGCCACUGGCACAGUUCUAGUCUGCAGUAGUCUGGGAGGAGCCAAUACGAUAGUACCUCGUACAGAGCUGGGUGGGACUGUUCACCGUUCACACUCAUUCUGUCUUGAAAACACAGCGUCGUAGGACAGUGGAAACAUACAUUCCAGUACCGGAAAAGAUUACCAGAGAUUACAGGGAAAUUCCUUUUGUAUGAUUAAAAUGAUAGAACUAAAUGUAAAUAAUUUACAAUCACACUCAUGUAAUAUAAUGAACCAUAAUAAAUGUAUAUUUAAGA